Molecule: messenger RNA, 1050 nt
Organism: Fusarium keratoplasticum
Lineage: Eukaryota; Fungi; Ascomycota; Sordariomycetes; Hypocreales; Nectriaceae
Exons: 4
Coding region: 1-1050 (349 amino acids)
Cellular component (GO): membrane
Source: RefSeq, a predicted model, not a curated record
AUGGCUGGUGCUGGAGAGCCUGUCCCGUACAGCCUAUACGUGUACGCUCCCAACAAAGGAGCCCCAAUCUUCUUCACUAUUACCUAUGCCAUCUCGACCAUCUUUCAUAUCUGGCAAUGCCAUCGCUACAAGGCUUGGAAGCUCGUCGGUCUACACUGCAUUUGUGGUGUCAUGUUCACGGCCGGCUAUGCAAUGCGCGAGUACGGCGCCUACAACUACUUGUACAAGACGACGACCAAGCUGCCUUUGGCCAUUUUUAUCACCAGUCAGGUUUGCAUUUACGUGUGUCCUCCCCUUCUUGAACUCGCCAACUACCACGUCCUCGGCCGAAUCUUUUACUACGUGCCCUACUGCGCACCCAUUGCUCCAGGCAAAGUUCUUGCCACUUUUGGAGGGCUCAUGGGUCUCGUUGAACUUCUCAAUUCUCUGGGAGUAUCUCUAUCCGCCAACACAUCGUCGACACCUGAGAAGCAGGCCCUUGGUAGUCACUUGACCAUCGCCGCCAUUUCACUCCAGCUCAUCAUCAUCGUCAUUUUUGUAUACCUCGCCUACUUAUUCCAGCGCCGCUGCGCCAAGUCCAAUGUCCAAGCCACGGCUGUCAAGACGCUGCUGACUACCUUGUACAUGAGUAUGGGGCUCAUCCUCGUUCGUUGCAUCUACCGACUAGUGGAGCACACUGGCAACACCAAGGUAGACAUUGACAACGUCGACUCGCUCAUGACGCUCAGCCCUAUCCUGCGCUACGAAGUCUUCUUCUACAUCUUCGAAGCAGUCCUCAUGCUCAUCAACUCAAUCCUCUGGAACAUCUGGCACCCUGGUCGUUUCCUACCCAAGGACUACCACAUCUACCUGUCUCAAGAUGGCACCGAGGUCGAAGGCGAAGAAGAGUCGGAUGAUCGGCCCCUGCUGGCCAAGGCUGGUAAUGUCUUGACGUUUGGCAUCUUUUGGCGCAAGAAGGAACAGGCUCAGCGGUUUCAGGAACUUGGCGAAUAUCCAAGUGCUCACCAACAGGAAGGUUCUAGACAAUGUGUGCCCGAGGAGUCCAACUAA